This is a messenger RNA of Metarhizium brunneum ARSEF 3297, 1650 nucleotides long. RefSeq lists its product as uncharacterized. The record is from RefSeq and is a predicted model, not a curated record. NCBI's taxonomy places the organism in Eukaryota, Fungi, Ascomycota, Sordariomycetes, Hypocreales, Clavicipitaceae.
AUGAUCUUCUCGACUGUUUUCAAGCUAGGCUUGGGCGUGUGCUCAUUGCUUCCCGCCCUGGGGGUUGUCUCGGCUACCGUCAGACGGGAUGACUUCCCGUCCCUUCUCGACGCAACUCUAGAUGAGCUUCGCCAUGGUUUGGACGCGGGCCUCUUCACCAGUGUUGACCUUACAAAGGCCUACAUAGCCAGAAUCCAAGAGGUCGCCGAUGAAUUGCACGCCGUCAACGAGAUCAACCCUGAUGCAUUGUCCAUCGCCGCCCGCAUGGACGCGGCGCGCAAGAACAAGACGGCUUGCAGCCGCGGACCUCUUUACGGCAUCCCCGUUCUUAUCAAGGACAACAUCGCUACCCUGGAUAAGAUGAACAACACGGCCGGGUCGUUUGCUCUUGUUGGUGCCCAGCCAAAGGAAGAUAGCACGAUAGCCGCCAAGCUCCGAAAGGCGGGUGUCAUUAUUCUCGGCAAAGCAAACUUGUCGCAGUGGGCCAACUGGCGAAGCUCAAACACAAGUAGUGGGUGGUCUGCCUAUGGAGGCCAGACAAAGGGUGCUUAUCUUCGCGACCAGGAUCCCUCGGGGUCCUCGUCUGGAAGUGGUGUUUCGUCGUCCAUUGGGUUGGCCUGGGCGGCGCUGGGAACCGAGACAGAUGGUUCCAUUAUUUCACCUUCCUAUGUUAAUAACAUUGUGGGCAUCAAGCCUUCUGUCGGCCUUACCUCUAGGUACCUGGUUGUUCCCAUCUCCUCGCAUCAAGACACUGUUGGGCCCAUGGCCAGGACAGUCAAGGACGCCGCGUACCUCCUUUCCGCCAUUGCUGGCGCAGACAAGAAUGACAACUACACAUCGGCUAUCCCUUUCAAAGAAAGGCUGCCUGACUAUGUCGCAGCUUGUAAGGAUGACGGCUUGAGCGGCAAGAGGAUUGGCGUACCUCGCGGUUUGUUGACGCCGUCACAAGAUACGUCCCCUCUCUUGCAGGCAUUCGAAAAAGCGCUGGAAGUUCUUAGGUCCGGAAAUGCAACCAUUGUUGACGACUUCGAAAUCCCCGGCAGUGAAAAGAUUGGAAAGUUCAUUGAGCCUAUCCUGGGCGCUGAUAUGCUCACAGAUGUUGCUUCACACUACUUCAACCAUCUCAAGACCAAUCCUUACAAUAUCACCACUUUGAAGCAGCUGCAAAGUUUCACACAAAAGUUUCCCAAGGAAGAAUGGCCCGUUAGGGAUACCCAACUCUGGCAAGAUGCCAUUGACAGAGGAUUCGAUAACACAUCCCCCGAAUUCUGGAGUAUGUACACGGAGCAGUUGGAGUUUGCUGGACCACAAGGAAUCCUUGGUGCUCUGAAGAACAAUUCGCUGGAUGCCAUUGUUCUUCCUAGCGAAAUGCUCAACUCCCUUCCGGCCAUUGUCGGCAGCCCCAUCAUUACCGUGCCACUAGGCAAACGGCCUGACGACUGGCCUGAGAGCAAAAAUGGAUUUGGAAAUCUCAUCGGCGAUGGGCCAAAUUUGCCAUUUGGUAUAGCCUUUGCUGGAGAUCUGUUCAGCGAGGAGAAGUUGAUUGAGAUUGCGUAUGCGUUUGAGCAAAAAACCAAAGUUCGGGGCACUAUUCAGCCUCUUGUGAAACCAAAGACUGAACUGCGGGAUGUGGUUGGGACAGGGAGUUGA